GUGUAUUUCUUGAUUAAAACGCUCGAUUGGAUUCGGGGUGAGGACGACGACACGAAAUAUUCUUCAUUUACGAUUAACGUGGCAUUGGAUUCUUGCGGCUUCCUUUGUGGAUAACUAUAUACGACUCUCGGUUUGACUUCCCCCCAGUCAACCAGCACUUCCGCUCCCCGCCAAGCGACUGUCACGUCUCGUGCGGUCGUACCCCUAAUAAGGCUUUUGCAAAACCUCUGCACUUUCCUGCCACAGUAUAUCCGCCACCUUUCGACAACAAUAAUUAUGGGUCAAACAUUGUCUGAGCCCGUCAAAGACAAGCAUACGACGUCUGACAAUGAUCAGCGUUUGGCGUAUGGCGCAAGUGCAAUGCAAGGAUGGAGGAUAAGCAUGGAAGACGCACACACAACCAUUCUAAAGUUGGAGGACAAAACAGGAAAACAUGUAUCAUUCUUUGCAGUGUAUGAUGGACAUGGAGGCCAGAGUGUGGCAAAAUACAGUGGAGCGCAACUACACGAACGAAUAACAAAGGAUGAAGGAUAUGCAAAGGGAAAUUAUGCGCAGGCUAUAAAGCAGGGUUUCUUGGGAACUGAUGUUGACUUGCGUGCAGACCCGGACUUUCAACAUGACCCCUCCGGUUGCACCGCUGUUGCUGCCUUAAUCACUGAUGACUGGCGCAUCUUGGUAGGAAACGCUGGUGAUUCUCGUGCUGUUCUGAGCGCAAAUGGUGUCGCCGUGCCGCUGUCUUUUGACCACAAGCCUGUGAAUCCUGAUGAGUCACAGCGUAUCAUUGCUGCUGGUGGUUACGUUGAGUUUGGGCGUGUCAAUGGAAACCUGGCAUUGUCUCGAGCCAUUGGUGACUUUGAAUUCAAGCAAAACACCGACCUUCCCGCCGAACAGCAGAUUGUGACUGCAAAUCCCGACAUCACCGAACGAAAGCUGCAAGAUACGGAUGAGUUUGUGGUUAUUGCCUGUGAUGGUAUCUGGGACUGCAUGACGAACCAAGACGUCGUCGACUUUGUUCGCCAAAAGAUUGCGGAAGACAUGAGUUUGCCCGAAAUUUGCGAAGCCAUGAUGGACCGCUGCCUAGCCCCUGACAGUGAGUUGGGCGGAGUCGGCUGCGAUAACAUGACUGUCAUCAUAGUCGGAUUGUUGAAUAACAAACCCAAAGAAGAAUGGGCGGCAUCAAUCAAGCAGAAAGUUGGUCCCACGAAAAAGGAAGAGAGCCCUAUUGUUAAUGGUGUGCCAGAGGACGGUACCGAACCGGUGGAGGUAGAGGAGGAGAGUACCAAGCUGGUGGGAACUGAAAACGCUGGUGGUCAGGCCGAGUAAAAGGGAUGAUAUGUGGAGGAGGGGGGGUUUUUCCUAGCGUGUUUUGUUUUCUUGUGUGUGGCUUCUCUUGGAAUAUUUCUGAUGAGCUGUUGGACGAACUCGGUGUGCGCGUUUUACUCUCGUUGCUCAUUUUUUUGUUUUUUAUCUAAGUGUACGGGCAGGUAUUCCUUUUAUUUUCUUUUUCUUGAUUCAAAAGUCUCCUAGAGAUGUUUGGGAAUACCCAGGGGGUGCGCAUUACCUACGUCCUUAUAUUUUGUGGCAGCGCAUGCCAUAAUUUAAUUAUUGCAGUGUUUACCUUCCCGUUGUGAGUUGGGUGUUUCCGCGGUGGGGAUGUGAGUUCUUUGGUCCCCUGUGUUGGCUUGGAGUAGAGAUGGUGGGCUUGCCUUUAAAGCACUGUUUUUUUCCAUGGUAUAAAACAUGUGGUUCCAGUUUCC
Messenger RNA from Spizellomyces punctatus DAOM BR117, 1757 nucleotides. RefSeq lists its product as uncharacterized. NCBI's taxonomy places the organism in Eukaryota, Fungi, Chytridiomycota, Chytridiomycetes, Spizellomycetales, Spizellomycetaceae. The transcript is spliced from 8 exons. Gene Ontology annotation, molecular function: protein serine/threonine phosphatase activity; cation binding. The coding region runs from base 277 to 1323 and encodes 348 amino acids. Gene Ontology annotation, biological process: protein dephosphorylation. The record is from RefSeq and is a predicted model, not a curated record.